This is a messenger RNA of Geodia barretti, 507 nucleotides long. Lineage: Eukaryota; Metazoa; Porifera; Demospongiae; Tetractinellida; Geodiidae. The record is from the annotation of a GenBank genome assembly.
AUGCCGCGAAAGAACAGGAACAGCAAAAAGAAAGCCCAGGCCACCGGCACCGGUGACAACCGUCAGGUCGCGGUCAACCGUAAAGCGUUGUACGACUACGAGAUCCUGAACCGAGUAGAAGCGGGCCUGGUGUUGACCGGUACCGAGAUCAAGUCAAUUCGCGCCGGAAAGGUUGACCUGCGCGACGCCUUCGCGCGCGUGCAGGGCGGAGAGUUGUGGCUCCACGGGGCACACAUCGCGCCGUAUGAUGCGGGUAGCUACAUGAAUCAUGAGCCGCGGCGCGUGCGCAAGCUCCUCGUGCAUGGCAGCCAAAUCAGCGAGCUGGCAUCCCAGAUGGCGGAAAAGGGAUUGACUCUGGCCGCGCUGCGCCUUUACCUGAAGAACCACCACGCGAAGGUCGAGCUGGGCGUCGCUCGGGGAAAGCGGCAGUACGACAAACGCCGCACCAUCAUCGAGCGGGAACGGGAGCGGCAGGCACGGCAGGCGGUGAAAGAGUGGAGGGAGUGA